AUGGCUUCUUCCAGCCUCCCAUACCGGCACGACCUUACCCCAGACGUAUCAUCCUACAUCGAGAUGGCCGAGGAAAUAGAAAGUUAUGUGAAGGAGCGAUUUGAGAACCAGGUCCAGACGAAUGUGGAGUUUCGCAAUGGCCGAUGGCUGAUUUGGGCUAGCAUAAGAUUUACUAAGGAAGAACUGGAGGACAUGGUAGUGGAACUGAGGAGCCGCGCAAGAGAACAACUGGCCGCGAAUUAUAAAGCAGGUCAUCCGUAUGGAUAG
Molecule: messenger RNA, 267 nt
Organism: Aspergillus welwitschiae
Lineage: Eukaryota; Fungi; Ascomycota; Eurotiomycetes; Eurotiales; Aspergillaceae
Exons: 4
Coding region: 1-267 (88 amino acids)
Source: RefSeq, a predicted model, not a curated record